UUGCUAAAUCUAAGCCAUUGUUGAGUUCUCUGCUCUAUCCUACUUCUGAAAGGAGAGAUUUCAUUUUGGGGUUUUUGAAUUCACUGUCGUUGCCUCUUUUUCACGUUAAGAUUUUCCCAAGAGAAUGGACAGAAACCAAUUGCAACGCCAGGUUGCCCUCAAGAGAAGCUCUCUGUUUGAGCAGCAGUUCCUGGAUCCACAGCAAUUCGUACAGCUGGAGGAUCUGGAAGACGAUGCUAACCCAAAUUUUGUGGAGGAAAUUGUGACAUUGUUCUACAAAGACUCAGCUAGACUGUUCCAAAAGAUUGAACAAACCAUGCAAAGUAGACCUAUUGAUUUUGGCAAGCUGGAUGAUUACAUGCACCAGUUCAAGGGUAGUAGCUCAAGCAUUGGAGCUAUAAAGGUGAAGAAUGAAUGCUCCCAAUUUAAGGAAUUUUGUUUGGCAGGAAAUGCUGAAGGCUGCUUCUGGGCUUUCCAAAGAGUGAAACAAGAGCACCACACCUUGAGGAUCCAGCUUGAAUCUUACUUUCAGUUGAGGAAACAAGCAGGACUGGUACGACAUGUUUGAGGUGCCAAGUUGAUAGCAUAGAGAAAGAACUAUCAGCAGCAGCACCAUUUUGCCAUUUUGUGGGCUCCUAGGGUUAUAGAGGGCACCAUUAAAAUAUCAAGUUAUGUUCCAAGAAAUCUGAAUCUUAGUGUACCAAUAAUGCGGAUGUCACUCUUCUGGAUUAUAUUAAUAAUGCAUCUAUUAUGUUGGCCC
Molecule: messenger RNA, 760 nt
Organism: Prunus avium (sweet cherry)
Lineage: Eukaryota; Viridiplantae; Streptophyta; Magnoliopsida; Rosales; Rosaceae
Product: histidine-containing phosphotransfer protein 4-like
Biological process (GO): cytokinin-activated signaling pathway; phosphorelay signal transduction system; phosphorylation
Cellular component (GO): nucleus; cytoplasm
Molecular function (GO): protein histidine kinase binding; histidine phosphotransfer kinase activity
Source: RefSeq, a predicted model, not a curated record